Messenger RNA from Lolium perenne, 2004 nucleotides. RefSeq lists its product as uncharacterized. Gene Ontology annotation, molecular function: protein dimerization activity. Lineage: Eukaryota; Viridiplantae; Streptophyta; Magnoliopsida; Poales; Poaceae. The record is from RefSeq and is a predicted model, not a curated record.
UUUUCGUGGCCACGAUGAAUCAUCCACUUCUUUGAACAAAGGCAACUUUCUAGAGAUGAUUGAUAUGUUGAAAGAUGGCAACGAGAAAAUAAGAGAUGCUUUUGAUCGCGGUGGAAGGAACUGUCAAAUGACUUACGGUGAGAUACAAAAGGAUCUUGCAAGGUGUUGUGCGGAAGAAGUCACCGAAGUGAUUAUGGGAGACCUUGGUGAUAAACAAUUCUCCGUUCUUAUUGAUGAGUCACGUGAUAUAUCCGUGAAAGAACAAAUGGCGGUAAUGUUGAGGUACGUGAGCAAUGAAGGGAAAGUUGUGGAACGCUUUCUUUGUCUAUAUCACAUCAAAGAUACUACAUCAGAGGCACUAAAGUUAGCUCUUAUUAUGAUUCUUGAUCAUUACAAACUUCCAAUUUCAAGGCUUAGAGGGCAAGGAUAUGAUGGAGCUUCAAACAUGAGAGGUGAAUUUAAUGGCUUGCAAAGAAAAAUUCUAGAUGAGAACCCAUAUGCCUUCUAUGUGCAUUGUUUUGCUCAUCGUCUGCAGCUUGUAGUGGUCGCUGUUGCUACUUCUUCUUGCUCAUAUAUUCAUGAUUUUUUUGAGUAUGUAUCACUGAUUGUAAACACAACAAGUUCAUCAUGCAAGAAGAUGGAAUUAUUGAUGGAAGAAGCCCACAAAGCCAUUUCGGAUAAGCUUGAGAGGGGUGAAAUAUCUACAGGAAGAGGUUUGAAUCAGCAAACUAGUCUUGCUAGACCUGGAGAUACUAGAUGGGGUUCACAUCAUAAAACCUUGCUUCGUUUGGACGGAAUGUGGGAACAUGUGAUAAAAGUACUAAGCACGGUCGACGGAAAUGGGCGUAAUCCGAAUAGUGCUGCGGGUUGCAUCAAGAAGAUGGAGCGCUUUAAAUUUGCUCUCGUUUUGAAGCUUAUGUUGAAGUUGUUGGGUAUUACAAAUGAGCUUUCACAUCUCUUGCAAAAAAAAGAUACAAAUAUUAUUCAUGCCAUGGAGUUAGUUAAUGAUGUCAAGUUUCGGUUGGCCACCAUUAGAGAUAGUGGUUGGGAUAGUCUUUUUGAAGAGGUCCAACAAUUUUGUACUUCCAAAGGUAUUCCGGUGCCAAAUAUGGAUGAGGAAAUACCGGUUCGAGGUCGCUCAAGGCUAGAGGGAAGGACCAUCACCAAUCUUCAUUAUUAUCGGGCUGAAAUCUUCUAUGUGGUUAUCGACAAAAUAUGUGUUGAGAUGGAUCAUCGCUUUGGUGACACAAAUAAGGAGGUACUUUCUUGUUUCUCAUGUCUUGAUCCCAAGGAUUCUUUCUCCAAGUUCAAUGUAGAGAAGCUUUGUCGUCUUGCUGAAAUUUACAGUGAAGAUUUCUCUAAUAAUGAUCGUACAAUAUUGAGGGAUCAACUUGAGACGUACGUUCUUCAUUUGCGAAAUCAUGCUGCCUUUUCGACUUGCAAUGAUUUUGAAAGUUUGGCUGCAAAAAUGGUAGAAACGGAGAAACACUUGGUAUUUCCAUUGGUUUACAAGCUCAUUGAGUUAGCUUUGUUAUUGCCGGUGUCAACAGCAUCUGUUGAGAGAGCUUUCUCGGCAAUGAAAAUUAUCAAGUCUAAGUUGCCCAAUAAGAUAAAUGAUGAUUGGUUUAAUCACUUGAUGAUAUGCUACACUGAGCGGGAGAUAUUUAAAUCACUUGAUGAUGUAGUAAUUAUUCGACGGUUUCAAGCCUUCAAGAAUCGUAAAGGGAUUUUGCCGAGGCGUCAUUAGUACUUGAAAGGCAGGGACUCUUGAAAGGUUUCAUUGUGGGCGUCUAAAUUAGUGAGCAUUUGGAUAUCUAGAAUUUUGUUUGUCUAGUGAACAAUUAUUUUAGCUUUUGUGUUUCCAAACAACUAUGACAUAUGGUUCUCAAUUUAGUACUUAUAUUUUAAUUAUAUAUAUCGAAAUAUGUGGUUGCGAUUCUCGUUUUUUUUUGCUUAGCUUAUGGUUCGCCCAGGCUUCAAUUUUUUCCUGGCUCCGCCACUGGA